ACCAUGACGCCCCGCACGCGAUCAAGCAACAAGGGCGCGGAAUUCAAGGCCUACUACUCUAAAAAGGUGCCACAACAAGUUCAUUUCCCGCAUAGGAAGAAGGUCGUGCGUAGGCGCGAUACACCAGAACGAGAUGAGACCAAAAAGAAACAGAUGACGUUCCUGCCGGACAAGAUGCGAAUCAAGAGUGAAAUAUAUGUGAGAGACUCGGAUGAUGAGAGUGAGCAAGAUGUGGAGCUGGAAUCAAGAGACGAUCUUCAACAGGACAUGGAAGAUGGCGGAGCAGUGGUUACAGAAGAAAUGGGACAUCAGAGCGAGGCAGGAAGUUCGGCAAAGAAAGACAAGAAGAGGACUGGUGAUUUUAUACAGCGGGGGUCUGAAGAGGAUGAAGAGCCUAUCCAUCCAAUAUCCAAACGCAGACGGAAAGCUACAGCGCCACAAGAGAGACGCCACCGCAAGUUGAGGAGACAAUCCACCAUGACACAGCUGGUUGAUGGACGGCGGCCUCUUCCAGGCACGGAUGAGCCGGAGUUCAAGCCCAUCAAACACAGCCUGCGCAGAAGCUUGAGUGGGAAAAGAAAGAAGCAGGAAUCGGACAAAAAGCAGAGAACGUUGACGCAGAUGGUUCCUGGUUUGACGCCAUUGGGAGACUCGGACGCCUACCUAGAAGAGGAACUGGCAGAGCUUGAGGCGCAGGACUCGGACAGCCAGGCGUACGACGAUGCAAUUGCGAAACGGCUUGGACAACAGGGCCUCUUCCAAACUGGAGGAGACAAUACGAAAGCCAUUUGUCAGGAUUUGGCCAUGCCUGAUGUGCAGCCCCCUGUGAAAAGGGAAAUUGACGGCAACGAAUCCCCUGCUGAUCCAUCGGAUAUACCAUCUGUAGUAAUACAGUCUGUGGAGGAUGAGGUGGGUAGCAACGAAGAAGGCGAAUAUGAGCCAACACAGUACAUUGAUGCUCCAGUCACCCGGACUAGGCGAACACCACGACGUUCGAUGCACAAGGAGGUGGGAGACCCCCAACCAAGCAAAGCUGAGGCGACCCUACCCUCCAAAACUAGAAGAUCUCGGUUUAGUCUGCUAUCCACUCCAGAAAAGCGUCGUGUACGCGUGAUACCAUCUUCACAAUCACCUCCUGAGUCGCCACUCUUCACUCAAGUUUCGCCCCAGAAAACAUACCGUUCGCCCCAGAAGACGCAUCCUUCACCACUCAAAGACCAAACUAGCUAUUCUGAAAAGGUUCUGGAUACGCCUUCGAAACGAAGACAAGUCACUUUCCAGGAGCCAUCGAAAAGGCAGGUCCCGCCACCUACCUUGAGGCGAUUUGAAAGCACCAUUCAGGACUCUGAGGACGAAAGCGACGAUCUUAUCGAGGAAGAUAUUUCCGAAGGGGACAGGUCAAUUGGCGCUCAUACACCAGCUCAGUCUUAUAGUAUGAACCGGACUAAGGGUGACAACCCGGAUCUCGAUGUUGAUGAUAUCGAGGAUCUUCCCAUCAUCGGCUCGUCCACAUUGCAUAAGGAUAUCGAGCCUACCCAUCCCAAAGCCGAGUUCUCCAUGCUACCUGAUCACAUGCGUUCAUCGCCGCCGCUGAUUGGGAUGGAGGACGAAAGCAUCAUCCCCUCGACACCAAUGCCCAUCCAAGACGACUCAUCAGAUGACGAACAAGAACCGGAUCAAGCACCCCCGCACACAGGUCGACACAUCAUCCCACACCCACCUUCUCCAUCCAACCAACACUCCGCAGAUCUAGACGGCGAGCCCGUACAAGUCCCGCGCUCCCCCUCAGCCCAGCACGAGACCCAAGAAUCGCACUCCAGCAAAGCAGAGCAACAGCUCCAAAGAGAAUGGCUCUCCUACUCGCAAUACCACCACGCCCGCCCACCCCAAUCAUCCAGCAUGCACGUCGCAGGCGACCCAUUCAGCUACGACGCCACACCCCUCCCAUCACGCAACGCUCCCCCACCACCGCAAUUCUCAGGCCACCAGCUCAGCCAGGCAACAACCGUCGACGAAAUGACGCCCAGAAAAAACAGAACACAGGUCCUUGCCAGCGCCAAUACAACGCCCCGGAAAAUCGCCAGCUCGCAGCCUUUUGCCGCGGAGAAUAGGCCGCCGCCGCUGUUCAUACCGAGUAGCUUCCCCAGCCCGACGAAAGUUAGGAUGGAGGGCUGGAGUAGUCCUGUGUUUGGGCGGACGCAGGAUUUUAGGUCGAGUCAGAUGUGUGGGCUUGAGGAGUUUAGUAUUCCGCCGCCGCCACCGGUUGAUGAGGAGUGA
This is a messenger RNA of Dothidotthia symphoricarpi CBS 119687, 2277 nucleotides long. RefSeq lists its product as uncharacterized. Lineage: Eukaryota; Fungi; Ascomycota; Dothideomycetes; Pleosporales; Dothidotthiaceae. The transcript has 3 exons. The record is from RefSeq and is a predicted model, not a curated record. Bases 4 to 2277 code for a protein of 757 amino acids.